UUUUUUCUUUUUUCUUUUUUUCGGAGCUGGGGACCGAACCCAGGCCCUUGCGCUUGCUAGGCAAGCGCUCUACCACUGAGCUAAAUCCCCAAUCCCUUUUUUGUUUUUGAUUUUAGAUAAGAUCUGCUUGUAGCACUGAAUCUGUGCUUUGUGUCUCUACCUCCUCCUCCCCUUCCUCCUCCUCCUUCUUCUUGGUUUUUUUUUUUUUUUAAGAUUUAUUUAUUUUAUGUAUAUGAAUACACUGUAGCUAUCCUCAGACACACCAGAAGAGGGCAUCAGAUCCCAUUACAGAUGAUUGUGAGCCACCAUGUGGUUGCUGGGAAUUGAACUCAGGACCUCUGGAAGAGCAGUCGGUGCUCUUAACCGCUGAGCCAUCUCUCCAGCCCUCUUCUUCUUGUUUUAAAAAGUGAUUCCAAUAGCUGCUUGAAGCAAGCAUUUAUUUAUUUAGUACACUGUAGCUGUCUUCAAACACACCAGAAGAGGACAUUGGAUCUCUUUACAGAUGGUCGUGAGCCACCAUGUGGUUGCUGGGAACUGAACUCAGGACCUCUGGAAGAGCAGUCGGUGCUCAUUACUGCUGAGCCAUCUCUCCAGGCCCUGCCUCCAUCUUCUGAGUGCUGAAUUUACAGGUACGCAUCACCAUACCUAGAAUUGUUCAUUUUAAUUAGUUCCUCCGAUACCUUUGAAACUUUUGUGAAUAUGUGUUUCAGAUUCUCAAUUUGAAAUCUGUUGUUCUGAUUGGAUGUUUAUAUAUAACGUCAAUUUCAAAUCGUUUUAAACUUCUGUAUCUAAGGGAGUCAAUGUUGAAGCUUUUUUUUUCUUUUAGAUUUAUUUAUUUAUUUAUUUUUUUGGUUCUUUUUUUCGGAGCUGGGGACCGAACCCAGGGCCUUGCGCUUCCUAGGCAAGCGCUCUACCACUGAGCUAAAUCCCCAACCCCAGAUUUAUUUAUUUAAUGUAUAUAUAUGAGUACACUGUAGCUGUCUUCAGACACACCAGAAGAGGGCAUCAGAUUCCAUUAUAGAUGGUUGUGAGCCACCAUGUGGUUGCUGGGAAUUGAACUCAGGACCUCUGGAAGAUCAGUCGGUGCUCUUAACCACUGAGCCAUCUCUCCAGCCCCAAGGUUGAAGUUUAAUGAGCAAAAAGAAUGCAGUGACUGUCAUUUAAACAUGAAUCUGAAGCAUUCAAAAUGGAAUUCAGGUUGUCAAGACAGAAGCAUGGCAAAAGAAUGUCAGAUGGCCACGGGAACCUUUGUUUUUCUGAAAGUAAAGUCUCAAGAAGGAAGAACAGAACUGGCAGGCUUUAUCCACCAUAUUUAGAGCUGCAGAUGGAAUUGUUUAAAGUAGCAGACAUAAUGACUAGUCACCAAUUGUGUUAAUCCUUGAAGCGGUGUGGGUGCUGACUACUGUUAGUGUCAAACAUAGGUGCAGGAUGGUUUUGAUACCUGUAUUUAUAAUAAAAAGAUGUUUGGGGUUUUGAAUUUCUGUUAAAAGCUGUUCUCGUUUGUUACAUGUAACAGACAUGAUAAGUUGUUUACAGUCUUUGUUUAAUAAAACAUGCUUAGAAGUUUUAAGUGAAGACAACAAAAAGGAAAUAGGUGUUGGAUAUGUGAUUUUGAGAUGAAAGUUAGUCUUAAAAUGUAAAUAAAAUAUGGAAUGUGACUUCAAAAAAAAAAGAAUGCAGUGAUAUUAAAAAUAUAUGUGCAAAAUUACAGGUGUUUCAGAGAUCCCUAAAACAAUACAGGGCAAUACUCUUAGUUUUCUACCAGAAUUUGAUGGUAAGACCUUAUUGUUAAAGACAUUAUUUUGGUUACAAAGCAUGGAAAAAUCAAACUGUUACUGAUUGGCAGACUUCUCCCCUGCUGGGUUCUACUAGAAGGUGCUAUAUAGGUGGCUAUGGAAGAAAAAAACUAAUAGUCUUACCUAGCUGUGAGCCUUGCAAACUAUAAUAAUGACUGGUUUGGCAAGAUAUACCCAUGGCUGCAGUAGUGGCAUAAAUGUUAUUGGGUAACAAAUUGCUUUCUGAUUGGAUUUAGGGCCUGCUCCAUGGGAGGAAAUUCAUGCCUAGUGUAUAAAUUGUGGUGGGAGGUCAUUGCUGGGGAAAUCAUCAGCUGUUGGGCUACUAUUAUUACUUUGCUGAAUGGACGUGGUGUAAAUAUUGCUUUUUUAUCUCUAUACCUAUAGAUUAGUGCUGCUCUCAGUCCUUAGCUGGAAAGCUUCCUUUUUAUUGAAUAUGGGGCUUAAUACAGAGAUUCGCAACUGGUCAAGGUGCAGAGAAUAACUAUCUGUGGAGUGCUCAGCCAUAACCGGGGCAUCGAUAGUCACAUUCUGUCUCCCAAGUCUCAGGAUACGGCCCAGAAGACGGGGUGAAGAGACUGUAAGAGCCAGGCAUGGGGAGGACUGCUGUGAAACUCUUUCCUAGACAUUGCUCUCAUGACUGGGGAGCAGUGACUACCUGCACAAGAUCAAGGCACUCAACAAUUCAGCAUGGUUGGGGACAGCCUCACACGUGGAAGGGUUGGUGAAGAGGGAGUGUUUUCUAUUAGCAUAGGAUCUUUAGGACAAUGAAACAAUUAUGUAUGAUUUUGGAAUGGUGGAUCCACUUCCUGCUUGUCAAAACUUAUAGAAUAUACACCAAGGAUGAGCCCCAUGUCAGUUACAGACUUGGAUGCUGUUUAUGGUCUUACUGUAGGGUCACUGACCAUAACAGUAACACAUGUGCCUUCUUGUGCUUUAAACACUUAUGUCUGCUUUUUCUUUUCUUUCUUUCGUUUUUUCUGAGAAAGAGUUUCUCUGUGUAGUCCUCUGUUGAUCAGCCUUGAACUCAGAGAUCUGCCUGCCUCAGCCUAUGGGUGCUGGGAUUAAAGGCGAGCACUGCCACUGCCCAGCAGGUCUAGUCCUUCUAUCCCAUAUUCUACUUUCAGUUAAUGUUUACUGUCUGUAUUUAAACUUGGCUUUCAGGAGCUGGAGCAAUGGCCCAGCAGUUAAGCUAACCGGCUGCUUUUGCAGAGGACCUGGGUUCAGCUCCCAGCACCCACCACCCACCAGGCAGCUCAUGACCAUGUGUAUAACUCUGGUUCUAGAAGAUUCAACCUUCUCUUCUAGCCUCUACCGGUACUGCAUACACAUGCUAUGCUACAAACAUGCAGGAAAUCCACUCUUAAAAUAAACUAAUCUUUAAAAAAUUAUAAACCUAGCUUUCUUAAAUGUUUAUUUUUGAAAGUAUAGAUUUAAUUGUACUUUUUUUUUUUUUGGUUCUUUUUUUUUCGGAGCUGGGGACCGAACCCAGGGCCUUGCGCUUCCUAGGCAAGCGCUCUACCACUGAGCUAAAUCCCCAACCCCUUUAAUUGUACUUUUAUAUAGUGUGUUUUGUUUCUGGAAAUUAAUGUCUCUGGAAAUGAAUGGUUAGAUCCAAUGGUUAGAGGACUUGGGGGUCUACCUCUAAAAUAGGAAUAUAAUCUAAAAAAGGAUUUUUUAAAGAAUUUAUGUCUCUUCGUGUGUGUAUCCGUUGUGUGCAGGAGAGUGCAGAUCCUCAAGGAAUCCAGAUGUUUCAGAUUCUCUGGAGCUGGAACUAAAGGUGGUGAUGCAUUCAAGCCAUGCCUUAAAUCUUAUUAAUUUAAAGAAGAGUAAGGAAAACUCAAGACUGGUAAGAUCAUUUCACUAUCGGUCUCUGCGGGUUUCUGUACAAAUCCAUCAGGAACAAGUGCGAUUUUGAGAUCCUUUAGAGUCUGCUUUUUAAAGCGAUUCCUAUUCUUUUUUUUUUUUAAACAUUUAUUUAUUAUGUAUACAUCAGCUUUCUGCCUGCAUGUAUGCCUGCAGGCCAGAAGAGGGCACCAGACCUGAUUAUAGAUGGUUGUGAGCCACCAUGUGGUUGCUGGGAAUUGAACUUAGGACCUCUGGAAGAGCAGACAGUGCUCUUAACCUCUGAGCCAUCUCUCCAGCCCGCGAUUCCUAUUCUUAAACAUCUUUAUUUUUAGGUGUAUGCAUGUUUCACCUAUAUGUGCACCGCGUGCAUGGAGCCAAAGUCGGGAGUUUGAUCCCAUGGGCGUUAAACAACCUCUCACCUAAAACCCUCGUUGAAGGAAUGUUCCACCACUUCCUGAAUUUGACUGAAUCUCCUGACUUGAGCACUUCCCUUCAUAGGUUUCUCUUUGCUAUUUUUAUUUCACUUACUUCUCCAUUAAAGACUGGCUCCAUCAAAGUAAAUAUUGGGCAUCAUUUUGGGUCUUGCCAUCACCCCGGGUGACUUUCUAGAACUUCUUUUUCCUCAUUCUGGUUUUGCUGACCCUCGAAUCUGUUGUACUUGUGCCAUCUUUCAGCACUGACCGCUGCUUCAGGUCCUCCACUCCUCAUCUCAAUUUCUUCCUUCUGGAAGACUUUGUGCUCGACGAGCUUGACUCCCUAAGCGACAACUCUGGGCAUCGCCAUCAUUCCUAAGAAGCUCUGGUUAAACAGAUGAGCCUUCCAUUCAAAUCUGCAGCGGGACAUCUCUACUCGCUAUGUGUACCGAUCACGUGUUUACGGAGGCACACACCCCCUAGGCUGACCCCGGAAGGCGCUUUCAUUUUUCCAUCCUCCUGCGUCUGCAGGCUCCGUCCGUGGCUGGAACAAGGUUUGGACACAGGCUCCGCCUGCGCAGGGCGUGUCCCUCGGGGCGUGGCGCGCCGGAGCGACGCGAGCAGGCGAGGGCCGACGUACCGUACGUGCCUCUGCCGCGGUCCGGGGGCUGCGGGCCGCACCGCCGCCCUCUCGGAGGCGGGCCCGGGCAGACGGCGGCGGCCAUGUUUGUGGCGCGCAGCAUCGCGGCGGACCACAAGGACCUCAUCCACGAUGUGUCUUUCGACUUCCACGGGCGCCGGAUGGCCACCUGUUCCAGCGACCAGAGCGUCAAGGUGUGGGAUAAGAGCGAGAGCGGAGAUUGGCACUGCACAGCUAGUUGGAAGACACAUAGUGGAUCUGUAUGGCGUGUGACAUGGGCUCAUCCUGAGUUUGGACAAGUUUUGGCUUCCUGUUCUUUUGACCGAACAGCAGCCGUAUGGGAAGAAAUAGUAGGAGAGUCAAACGAUAAACUUCGAGGACAGAGUCACUGGGUGAAAAGGACAACUCUAGUGGACAGCAGAACAUCUGUUACAGAUGUGAAAUUUGCUCCCAAGCACAUGGGUCUGAUGUUAGCAACCUGCUCUGCAGAUGGCAUCGUGAGAGUCUACGAGGCCCCAGAUGUGAUGAACCUCAGCCAGUGGUCCCUGCAGCACGAGAUCUCGUGUAAGCUGUGCUGCAGCUGCAUUUCUUGGAACCCUUCCAGCUCUCGUGCUCACCCCCCCAUGAUCGCUGUGGGAAGUGAUGACAGCAGUCCAAAUUCAAUGGCCAAGGUUCAGAUCUUUGAGUACAAUGAAAACACCAGGAAAUAUGCAAAAGCUGAGACUCUUAUGACAGUCACGGAUCCUGUCCAUGACAUUGCGUUUGCUCCAAAUUUGGGACGAUCUUUCCACAUCCUGGCAAUAGCAACCAAAGAUGUAAGAAUUUUCACAUUAAAACCUGUGAGGAAAGAACUUACUUCUUCUGGUGGUCCAACAAAAUUUGAAAUCCAUAUUGUGGCUCAGUUUGAUAAUCAUAAUUCUCAGGUCUGGAGGGUGAGUUGGAACAUAACAGGAACAGUAUUGGCGUCUUCAGGAGAUGACGGCUGUGUUAGGUUGUGGAAAGCUAAUUACAUGGACAAUUGGAAGUGCACUGGUAUUUUGAAAGGUAACGGGAGCCCAGUAAAUGGGAGUUCUCAGCUGGGAAACUCAACUCCUUCACUGAGCUCAAAUAUUCCAAAUCUUCAAAAUUCAUUAAAUGGAACAUCUGCUGGCAGCAGAAAGCACAGCUGAGUGCACGCUAGCUGGAGUGACUGUGCUGCUGUGCUGCUUGUUGCAUGCACACAGGAAUGGAAACCAACUUCUUUCCCUCCCCAGCGCCGUGUGAUCUCCACGAUGCACCAGCAGCCUGUUCACUACUACACACAGGCCCAAAGGCCUUUAAAUGACAGUGUAUAUAACUUCUGUACUAGUCAGACUCCUGACACUAUAAAUGGAAAGGCUUUUUGUUGACAUAUCAUCACCAAAACAAUUUUUUGGAAUGUUCUGGAGACUAACUUGGGUUUAAAAACUGAAAAGAUUGCUAUUAUCCUCAUAAGCAGUUGGGAGGAGGGCAAAUAUAAUUUUAUUCCAUUUGGAAAAUAUAGGAAUAUGUCUUUUAUUUUCUAAAACAAUAAGCUAAAAUGAUGAGUUUUUAUAAUUUUAAUUUGAAAAAUCAAAUAAAUAUUUUCAUAAAGAUUGUUUUGAGUGGUAAUGUGUUUACCUUUUGUAGAAUUGCUCUGUAGGUGACAUUAUCCACACAACUACUUUACAGGUGACAUUAUCCACACAACUACAUCUCUUGUAAUUAAAAUACUAGUACAGGAACAGAUCAGUAACGUGGCACCAGUUGAGCUCAAAUAGUUUGUAGCCAAGCAGCACAUUAGCAAUUGCUGGUUUUAUUGGUAGUAAAAUGGUGACAGCACUUCUAAGUUUUCAUCUCAUAUUCAGGAGAUGGCUGUUUCUAAUCUAUGCAUGAAUGUUUAUGGUGUGAUCCUAUACAACUUGGUUUCCUUUAAGACAAUUUGGAAACAUGAGUUGACAUUUUUCAGAAAAUGUGCGUGCAGUUAAAAUUCCGUGUCUCAGGAUUUUUAAUGUGUUAUUUCAAAGAGUCCCUGUAUUCUGAAACUUUUGACUUUGAUGAUAGUUAUACACCUUUUCACUUACUAAACUGCAUACAUAUUACGGGUAAGUUAUGAGAUGGUAGAAUAACAGGCUAUAAUUCUUUGAGCCUUUUUAUGCACCAAAAUUCUGUAGGUAUUCUAAGUUUUUUGCAGGAAACGAAGCCUGUGCAAUGAUUGUAUUUCUCAAGCAUGUGGAGUGCAGUAGCCAGGUCUCCCGGUAGUGAGUUGGAGCUGGUUCUCGGUAUCAUGUAUGCACUAACGUGUGCCUGCUGCUGUAACACAUGCAGCUCUGCUGGAAAGGAAGAGCAGAUGUGUGAAUUAAGGAAUCAAAUGAGAUUAGACACGCUUUCAGUUUAUAAAAUGAAUGUCUCUGUAACAUACGUCCUGAUGAUUUUGGGGGCAUUUUAACUUUAACAGAUUGUAUUUUUUUUUAAAAUUUUUAUACUUCUUAAGCAGCCUUGAUUCAAGUGAGAGUCUUGAUUUGUACUGUUCUAUCGGUUGUGGCAUGAAUAUACAGCUUUUUUUCCUUCCUUCCAGCAUGUUUUCUCUUCUUUGGUUCUCUUUGUAUUUACUGCUUUUCUCUUUUUCUUCUGUUUCCCUCCCUCCUUUCCCCCUGUUGUUUUUGUUUUGGUGUUUUGUUCCUGUCUUCAUUAUUUCAGGUAUUUCUUUCCCCCUCUGGAUUCCCCACGGGCUGGAUCAAGAUGGUCCAGCUGUGCCCAGCUCCUUCCUCCUCCUGCUCCUCUGCUAGAGCACUCUUGUGAUGCAGACACUGCCAACCUCCACUAUCCUCACCCUCGCAGAGGAUGCCUCUCUCGGCCUCUUAAUCCCUUACCUGAGAAUGAAGGGGUGUAAAAUCCUGAUUUAAAGGCCUUACCCAGAUGCUUGUAAAUGCUUUUAUUCCGGGCUGCUUUUGGUUUCUUCAUUUUCUUUUAGAAGAUCCUUCCUAGUUAGGCCAUGUCUUGCAUGUAUCACAACUCGAGUGUUUGAAACCAAACCUGUUUGUACUUCUGCACCAGGAAACCUUGGCUUCACUAGUUGGUUACCUUGGACGAGAUGAGCUUCAGAAAAAGCAAUAUUAACUGUGAACGAUUCCCAGUAUCUGGUUCAAAGUGCCUGUCUUGUACAUUCAUUCUGUGUGGACUUGUUAUCAUAGAGUUCAGUUUUGUCUGUUGAUGGUAGCUUCAGAGGAAAGCAUAUCAUUGUGAACUUCACUCUGUAAUUCAGACAUUAAGAAAUGUUUGGAAUUUUAUAGGCUGAUGUUACAAAUGACUGUAAAAUAAAUCAUUCCUGUGUAUAAAGCAGCAAAUCAUAAGGAUAUUUUUGUCUUUUUUUUUUUUUUUUAAAGGAAAAUGCCUUUUACUACUUGGAAUUACUACUUAAAAAUUUUGUAACUGUUCUCCAAGUAGGUUAUUUAAUAAAAGUAUUUUAAAAGAUGUGAA
Molecule: messenger RNA, 8171 nt
Organism: Rattus norvegicus (Norway rat)
Lineage: Eukaryota; Metazoa; Chordata; Mammalia; Rodentia; Muridae
Source: RefSeq, a predicted model, not a curated record